Molecule: messenger RNA, 1344 nt
Organism: Mandrillus leucophaeus (drill)
Lineage: Eukaryota; Metazoa; Chordata; Mammalia; Primates; Cercopithecidae
Gene: HTATIP2
Product: HIV-1 Tat interactive protein 2, 30kDa
Exons: 5
Coding region: 69-788 (239 amino acids)
Biological process (GO): import into nucleus
Cellular component (GO): cytoplasm
Source: RefSeq, a predicted model, not a curated record
AAGCCGGGUAGGCACUGGCUCCGUCGCCUCCAACGCCCCGGGCCGACAAGGGAAGGUGGGAUGCUCUGAUGGCCGGGCCUGCGGCGCUGAGCGCGGCGGCGGCUGCUCUGGUGGCCGCUCUGCUUCUGCUGCGUCGUGAGGACCCGGGGCCGGGGGCUGGCCCCAGCAUGGCCGAAACAGAAGCACUGUCGAAGCUUCGAGAAGACUUCAGGAUGCAGAAUAAAUCCGUCUUUAUUUUGGGCGCCAGCGGAGAAACCGGCAGAGCGCUCUUAAAGGAAAUCCUGGAGCAGGGCCUAUUUUCCAAAGUCACGCUCAUUGGCCGGAGAAAGCUCACCUUCAACGAGGAAGCAUAUAAAAAUGUGGAGGGAUUUGUUCGUGUUGACCGAGAUUAUGUGCUGAAGUCUGCAGAGCUGGCAAAAGCUGGAGGGUGCAAACAUUUCAACUUGGUAUCCUCUAAAGGAGCUGAUAAAUCAAGCAAUUUUUUAUAUCUACAAGUUAAGGGAGAAGUGGAAGCCAAGGUUGAAGAAUUAAAAUUUGAUCGUUACUCUGUAUUUAGGCCUGGAGUUCUGUUAUGUGAUAGGCAAGAGUCUCGCCCAGGUGAAUGGUUGGUUAGAAAGUUCUUUGGCUCCUUACCAAAAUCUUGGGCUAGUGGGCAAUCUGUGCCCUUGGUGACUGUGGUUAGAGCAAUGCUGAACAAUGUGGUGAGACCAAGCGACAAGCAGAUGGAACUGCUGGAGAACAAGGCCAUCCAUGACCUAGGGAAAGCACAUGACUCUCUCAAGCCAUGACCACACAGGAGAAAUGGUUGUUAUUGUCAGUCUUAACACCCAUCACCAAAUCAGUAAUUUCAGGGUCUAAAAAAAGUCCGCAUAUUUUAGCUUUAUUGUUUUACUAUCCUCAGGCAUCCAUUCCAAUCAAGAAAUGAUGGUGCUCUGAAUCAGUGGUUCAGAGCCUGGUUAUACAUAUAGAUCCUCAGCGAGCUUUGGAAAAAUAAAGAUGUUAGCCGUAUCUCAAACUUGAAUCAAAAUUUCUGGGGUGUGGGCAGAAUAAUCUGUAAUUUUCUUUGUUUAUACUUCCCCUGAUGCCACUGGUUGGGGGGCCUGCUUUGAAAUGCCUGUCUGCAGAGUCACAGCAGCCGGGAAAACCUUGUGACCAUGCAAAUGAGCUCUGCUCUAAAAUUGUUGACAUUCACAUCUCUGACUUACAAAAGUGCUAAUUCCCUACGUGUAAUUGUGUAAGUAAACAUUGUGCCUUUACUACUUUAUGUAAUAGAAAUUAUAUACCUAAGCUUAUAUAAUACAUGGGGAGGAUUAAAUAAAGGAAUAAAGAUAAAUUGACAACUCC